Messenger RNA from Gastrolobium bilobum, 1541 nucleotides. RefSeq names its product small ribosomal subunit protein mS86 (rPPR1)-like. Gene Ontology annotation, molecular function: protein binding. The transcript has a single exon. Lineage: Eukaryota; Viridiplantae; Streptophyta; Magnoliopsida; Fabales; Fabaceae. The coding region runs from base 98 to 1267 and encodes 389 amino acids. The record is from RefSeq and is a predicted model, not a curated record.
UUCGCAUUUUCACUGAACCCUUCAUCUGCUCUGCUAAAACCCCCCCCUUGUCCCCUUCAUUUCUCUGCUGAAAAACCCUAAUUACUCAGACGCCGCCAUGUUUAUGCUCCGUCGUCUCCGCCGCCACUACUCGACGGUCCUCUCAUCGACGCCACUCACCUCGAAGGAGAAAACAAGGAGCGCACUCAACCUCCUCAAGACGGAGACCAACCCCGAACGCAUCCUCGAAAUCUGCCGCGCCGCAUCCCUCACUCCGGCCUCCCACCUCGACCGCAUCGUCUUCUCCCUCGCCGUAUCCAAGCUCUCCGGCGCAAACCACUUCGACGGAAUCCGCCAAUACCUGGAGGAACUCAAAACCCGACCCGACCUCCGCAACGAGCGGUUCCUCUCGCACGCCAUCGUCCUCUACGGCCAAGCCAACAUGCUCGACCACGCGCUCCGCACCUUCACGCACAUGGAGGAUGAACUCAACGUCCCUCGCUCCGUCAAAUCCCUCAACGCCUUACUCUUCGCUUCCCUCCUCGCCAAGAACUACAAAGAGGUAACACGAAUCUACCUUGAAUUCCCUAAGAUUUACGCGAUUCAGCCCAAUGUUGAUACAUAUAACCUAGUGAUUAAGGCGUUUGCUGAGUCUGGUUCGUCUAGCUCUGUGUAUUCAGUUUUGGCUGAGAUGGAUAGGAAUAAUGUUAAACCCAAUGCCACAACUCUUUGCAAUUCCCUUGAGGGUUUUUAUAGGGAGGAGAAGUUUGACGAAGUGGGGAAGUUGUUGAAAUUGAUGGAGGAGAAUUAUAGGUUGUAUCCUGGUCUUAGUACAUAUAAUGUUAGGAUUCAUAGCUUGUGUAAGUUGAAGAGGUCUUCUGAGGCAAAGGCUUUGUCUGAGGGGAUGAUUUGCAGAGGGAUAAAGCCGAAUUUGGUUAGCUAUUCUCAUUUGAUUCAUGGGUUCUGUAGAGAAGGAAACCUUGAAGAGGCCAAGAGGUUGUUUAGGGAUAUGAAGAAAAGAGGUUACUUACCUAAUGCUGAUGUUUAUUUUACCCUGGUUCACUUCCUUUGCCAAGGUGGGGAUUUUGAGUAUGCUUUGGAGAUUUGUAAAGAAAGUAUGGCCAAAGGAUGGGUUCCUAAUUUCACAACAAUGAAAAAGCUUGUGGAUGGGCUUGUUGGUGCCUCCAAGAUUGAUGAUGCUAAAGAGCUUAUUAAGCAAAUCAAGGAAAAGUUUGCUGCAAACAGCGAAAAAUGGGAUGAAAUUGAAGCUGGAUUGCCUCAGGAAUGAAGAGUGUCGUGUGCUUGUACAAUUCUUUGGUCAAUGAGAGGGGAACCUGAAAAAUUAAAUUAUGUCAGGAAUAGGGAGCUUAGAAAUGGCUUUCUUUUGUUUUGCCAUUUCCUCUUGCACUAGGCCUUUUGCUCAAAUCCCCCUGACACUAGGCAUUGUCAUUUUCCUCUAAUGAAACGUUAGAUGGUGAUCUGGCAAGUUUGUUUAAUAUGUUCACCAUUGUUGGGCAUGCUUAGUUUUCCAUGUUUGGGUAAUAAAAGAGUUAGAAAUUGUU